Dufourea novaeangliae is the source of this 777-nucleotide messenger RNA. Its product is annotated as RWD domain-containing protein 4. The transcript has 4 exons. Gene Ontology annotation, molecular function: protein binding. The record is from RefSeq and is a predicted model, not a curated record. The coding region runs from base 114 to 692 and encodes 192 amino acids. Lineage: Eukaryota; Metazoa; Arthropoda; Insecta; Hymenoptera; Halictidae.
AACAAUUGCGUCUACAUAGCUGUUUUCUGCUGUUUUCCUAACCUCGGAAGAACGCAUGAACAGUGCGUGUGUAAAAAAAAUUGGACUGUCAAAAUUUACUAUUGAAAAAGGAAAUGAGCGAUGCUGAACUUCAGGAAGAAGAAAGAGAAGUACUUCUUUCGAUAUACGAGGGCGAUGCAGCUUUUAAACAGUUGACACCCACGACUUUUCAGUACAAGUAUGGAGAAGAUAAUGAUAUGAAAUCAUUUCUAUUGGAGAUCUCAUGGGGUCCGACAUAUCCAUCAGAGAAACCUACCAUUAAUAUGAAUACUUUUUACAACAAGCACAUUGUACAAGAUGUGAAAGACAGUGUGGUAAAAUAUGUGGAGGCAGAGGCUGAUCAAUGGCUUGGUAGUGCCAUGACAUACACAUUAAUUCAGUAUGUUCAAGAGCAUUAUCUUGAAUUGAUUUCCGCACAACCAGAUUCUGUUGGUGACCUAAAUUCACAAGCCAGCCAGCUUAAAAUAGCAGAUGAAAAACGACAAACUGAAGAGCCAACAAAGAAACCGAAGAAGGAACAACUGAGUAAAGCCCAGAAGCGUCGACAAUGGAACAGAGCAGAUGGAAAAGGAGAAAGGCCACGAGGAUGGGACUGGGUGGACAUAGUAAAACAUUUAUCACAGACUGGUCCUAAGCAAGAGCAAGAAUCUUAGUUCAUGUUCAACUGAGAAAUUUUGUACAGGUUAAAGGCGUGUUAUAUUUUUAUAAAUUAUUGGAAAUAAACUGGUUUCCAUAUCA